AUACUCAUUGAGUCAAUCUGGAGAAGAGAGAAAGAGCGCGUCAACAAGAUUGUGUGGAACGGGGAUUUGUUGCGUUGAAAAAUCAAGCCAGGAAAAAUCGGUUUUCAAAUUACAACACAGCUCGAAGUUCACUCGGGACAGAAUAGGAAUAAGUUUCGCUUCUAGAGUGUUGAAGUGAGCAAUCGAACAUAAUUAUCUUCGGUCCAGUUCAGCUUGAUAUCGUGAAAUAAGUUUCAGCUGGAAAACCUGAUUGUCGCCACGCCGAAUCGGAAGUUUCGCGAAAAGAAAUACAAAUCUAGAAGCACCAAAUUAGGCGAAGCUGGAACACAAAACAUAGUUGCGAUACGUAGACAGGUUUGGAUGAAGCCGUGAAAGAGCAUAAGGGGGGAAUACUAGUAGUGUUAAUACUAGCACCAAUACUAUCGCCAGUGUUACUAGAAAUUCAAGCAGAACUUGUAAUUAUUCACGUUCUUUGCCUUGUUCCAUGAGUAUGAGGUGGUGAAACGCUAAGAAGAGAAACAGUCUACUUUCCUUUGCCGUUCCUGCAUUGAUGUUUUCGAUCGAAUGAAUCAUAAAUAACAUACGUUUACAUUCUUCCAACGUUCAGUGAAUUACCUUACGGAGUAUUACGUUGCACAUUGCAUUUUUUCUUGCUCGAAGAAACAUAAAAUGCCCGGAAGUGGUCCCGUUUAUCAGCCGACGACGGUUUCGUACGAAACACGUCCGGGUACCGGUGGAGGCAGCAAUGGCGGCGGAGGAGGACUACUGGCCCAAACAGCAGCCGUAUCGUCGCUGAAGAUGCUCCGGAAACCUGCUGCCCAGGUGUCGGUGCUCAUUUUUGGACUUAUUUCGCUGGCCGCAGGCAUCGCAAUGAUUGCCAGCGGUUCAGCUGACUACAGUGACACGGAACAGCAUCCAGAAGCCCACCCGGACGGUGACAGCAUUCCAGAGGAAGAACUUGAUAUUGGCCUGAUUGUGGCCGGGGUUUUCAUAACAAUUCUUGGAUUCUUUCUACUCGGUCUCUAUGUUAAAGUAGCUGAUUGGCGCCGGAACUGUGUGUGUCCAUGCGCUUUGACAAAGAAGCAAGGUCUGGCCCGGCAGCUGCAGGGUAACAGUGGCGGACAGAUUCUGGCGUUAAAUCCUAGCACGGAUCCACUGGUGUCCCAUACGCAGUACGCACCUGUUUCGGAAAUUCCGACCCGUCAAGAAGAUGAAGAACGGCGGAACCUGAUGCCAGACAAUAAAGAUUCCUGCUUGAGCAGUGCCGAGGAGUCAGACCGGAUGCUGGACCCCGACCCAAGAAUUGUACUUCGACCAAUUGGUGGAGGCAAUGUUGAAGAUGCCUAGGAGAAGGAGUAUGACGACGAUGAUGAGUGGUAAUUGGAACUGAGAGGAGGAAAGAAUAUCAUCUCGUUAUAGUUUGACUACGGGGACAUGCUUGUAGCUUUCUAGCAACGUGACUGGGCCGCAAAACUUAAAAAAAAAACAGGUAACCAAACAAAGUGAUGAGAUUAUUUUGAUGUUUGAUUUGUUUAGAAAUUUUGUCUUAUUUAUAAUUGGAGAACAAGAGAAAUAAGAUAUUCUAUGGUUAGUGACACAACGACUGGCUUUGAUGCAUUUCGUGGAGUGCGAUUUCGAAUUGAAGUUGGAACCGUCUAUUGUGACAAAAAUGAAUAAUAUUUAAAAAUAUUUUACUUCCUUAACUUAGGUUGUUAGAAACAGCAGCAUAUUUCUAUUACACCUCAAUUGCUUGGGGUUUUACCUACCCCAAAGAAAAACACAUGAUCUUUUACCUCUCUUGCAGUUUACAGUUUUUGUAAGAGAAAAGUAAGACGAUUACUAUUCCGUCCAACUCUACAGUUGCGUUAUUUUAUUAUUGAUAAAUGUUUUAUUCGAAAUUCUGAUUCUGUCUGCUAAAACAUUGUAUUCCAUCCAAAGUAUUUUUACAGCUAUAAAUGUAUUUCGGUACUGACUUGAGUAUAAAAUAACGUUAGUUUAGUUGAUUUUGCGACGCAUUUAGCUACUCAACUGACAAGAAAAACUACAGUACAAUAACGUACGAAUGUGUAACAUAUUGGCACAUACAGGUGGCAACAAUGCAACCAUAACAAAAGUACUUAAUUUUUUGCAUUUUACUAACCUUAGUUCAAAUUUAGAUCGGAGACUAAUGUCACUAGGAAAAGAAAGAGAGUGCAAUUAUACAUAUAUUUAUUCUUUGUUCCGUUCCAUCGACAAAAUAGAAAACGUUUGCUAAACACACAUACAUUCAAAAACGUACACAGACAUAGUUACGUCCAAUGUGCACUGUCCUUAACAACGUAGGUAUCGUAAGUCAACGCGAAAGCAGGAUGGAUUUUGAUCGACGCAAGUGAUAAAACACAGAAAACGAAACAUCAUUAAUGCUAGACAGCAGUUGCAACAGAGAUAGCCUAUAUAAUAGUUGUAGUCGCGACACCCUAGUGCGGAGUACAGUUUUAGAAUAUGAAUUAUAUUUUGUAAAACUAGCAGUUAGUAAAGAGAAUCACUUCGGAACGAUUCACAUACACAAAAACACAAGUAAAGCGAAACACAGAAACAUACGAAGCAAACAAAAAUGGAGCAAAAUGUGACACCGAAUUAACUGUAACGCAUACCCCAAUGAUUAUUGGCAAUGAAAUUGAUUAUAGCCUUGCGAAA
Messenger RNA from Wyeomyia smithii (pitcher-plant mosquito), 2676 nucleotides. RefSeq lists its product as uncharacterized. Bases 670 to 1347 code for a protein of 225 amino acids. NCBI's taxonomy places the organism in Eukaryota, Metazoa, Arthropoda, Insecta, Diptera, Culicidae. The record is from RefSeq and is a predicted model, not a curated record. The transcript is spliced from 4 exons.